Grus americana (Whooping crane) is the source of this 3185-nucleotide messenger RNA. It is a transcript of the gene LMAN2L, whose product is annotated as lectin, mannose binding 2 like. Lineage: Eukaryota; Metazoa; Chordata; Aves; Gruiformes; Gruidae. The record is from RefSeq and is a predicted model, not a curated record. Gene Ontology annotation, cellular component: endoplasmic reticulum-Golgi intermediate compartment; Golgi membrane; COPII-coated ER to Golgi transport vesicle. Gene Ontology annotation, biological process: endoplasmic reticulum organization; Golgi organization; endoplasmic reticulum to Golgi vesicle-mediated transport. The transcript is spliced from 8 exons. Bases 11 to 994 code for a protein of 327 amino acids. Gene Ontology annotation, molecular function: D-mannose binding.
CGGAGGGAAGAUGGCGGCGGCGGGCCGGUGGCGGGUCGGGCUGGCGCUGUUGGCGGUGGCGCUGGGGCUGGGCGGGCCGCGGGCCGAUCAGACGGAGGAGCACCUUAAGCGGGAGCACUCCCUCUCCAAGCCGUAUCAGGGUGUGGGGUCGGCCAGCUCGGGGCUGUGGGACCUGCUGGGCAACGCCAUGGUCAUGACCCAGUACAUCCGCCUCACUCCCGACGUGCAGAGCAAGCAGGGAGCCGUCUGGAACCGAGUGCCAUGUUACCUCCGAGACUGGGAGAUGCAGGUGCAUUUUAAAAUCCACGGGCAAGGCAAGAAAAACCUGAAUGGCGACGGCUUUGCCAUAUGGUACACCAAAGAUCGCAUGCAGCCAGGACCUGUCUUUGGAAGCAAGGAUAACUUCCUGGGCCUGGGAGUGUUCGUGGACACCUACCCAAAUGAGGAGAAGCAGCAGGAGGCUCAGAAGAGGAGGUACAGCCCGGGAAAUCAGCGUGUCUUCCCCUACAUCUCGGCUAUGGUGAACAACGGCUCUCUCACCUACGACCAUGACCGGGACGGCAGACCAACGGAGCUGGGGGGCUGCACGGCCAUGGUGCGCAACCUCAACCACGACACCUUCCUGGUGAUCCGCUACGUGAAGAGGAGACUGACGGUCUUGAUCGAUAUUGACGGUAAACACGAGUGGAGAGACUGCAUCGACGUGCCGGGAGUGCGCUUGCCCCGUGGGUACUACUUUGGGACCUCUUCUGUCACCGGAGACCUGUCAGACAACCACGACAUUAUUUCGUUGAAGCUUUACCAGCUGAUGGUAGAGCGGACGCCAGAAGAGGAGAAACGGGACAGAGAAGUGUAUCUGCCGGUUGUGGAUAACUUAAAGCUGCCGGGAAGUGAGUCAGAGCCGCCGGGGAAGGUGGAACCAGCGGGGAUUUGGGGAGAAGUCCACAGGGUUGUGGGAGCAGAAACUGCGUCAUCUCGCCAGCAAACCAGCUGAACUCCAGCUGGAAUUGGGAGAUCCGUGCUGUUCCUCCCACCGCUGGUUGUUCUCGCCCGUUGUGUGACACAGCCGAUGUCACAGCCCGUCUCCAUUUGGCGUGGACAUAGCAGUGCUCACCCUUGAAAAAGGCGGCUAAGUGUGUCUGUUCUGGUUGUGCCAUGACCAAAAUGGGGUGUGCUGGUCCACUGGAAGCUCACGGAGGUUUGAACCUUGUCAUCUUCUCCCAGAAAAUCCCACCACAGACGCGUCCACGAGCCCCUUGUGUGCCCUGAGGUCUCAUGGCUCUAGCCCUUGCAAUGAGCUGGGCCCAAAAGCUUUGGGGUGGUGUGAGCCUGGCAGGAUGUGUGUGGGGUUAAACCCCCUGUGCAGGCAAAUCUCAGCUGGGUUUUGGGGUGCUGGGCUCUCUGGGGGCUCAAGGGCUGUUUUUCUUCCUCUGUCACACAGUGGAGGCGCCGCUGGAGCCCAUGAGUGGCCUGGCUCUCUUCUUAAUUGUCUUCUUCUCCCUCGUCGCCAUCGUUUUUGCCAUUGUCAUUGGAGUCAUCAUCUAUAACAAGUGGCAGGAGCAGAGCCGGAAACACUUCUAUUGACUUGAGAACCUCCCCAGAUGGCCCGUUGCUAGUCCUUGCUAGCCACGUCCCAGCUCCCACCCGACCUGGACUGGCCAGAGUGUGAUGGACCGACCCUCGGGGCAGGGACCCUCGUGUCCCCCUGAAAAUCCCCAUGGGGAUGGCCGCCAUUUCUCACCGGGCUCCAGAACUCCCACGCUGCUCACGGAGGGAACAGGGGAUCCCCGGCAUGGCGUGCGACGGACUGGGAGCUGAGCGCCGUGAGGACGGAGCUGCCGUCCCCUGAAGAAGCUUUGCUUUGGACUGUGCUGCGGGGCGCUGGCGGCACUGAGCUGUCUCUCUGCCAUACAGGGAGCCCGAACGUGGGCAGAAGUCGCCACCUCGGCUGUGAAGUCCCAGCUGAAGGGGAUGCCAGCGAGCCGUGCGCCUGCUUUCCUCCCCAGACUCCUCUUGCAGCGUUACCAUAAUCCUCACCAUAACCCCUUGUCUCAAGUGAUUUCACUUCCAGGAGGGGUUUUCCAAGCUGUUCAUCCCAUUCUGGCUGCUUUCCAUCGCCUGUCUUUGGAAACUGGACUGCUUUUCUUUGUACUUCGAAAUUCCCCCGCUGCCGUGCAACCCCUCUGUGUCCUGCGAAUCGCCGAAUUUUGGUGUUUUGGGGCAGAGAAUGCUGCUGGCUUACCCCGGUCGUGAGGCAGCUCGAGCUGGGAACCUGCCUGGCUGCUGGGCUCAACCUUUUUGGGGAGCAGCCACUCCCCUCUACAAAACUGACCCUGGGCAGUGCCUCGCCGCAGACCCCUCCCCAGCCUGGGGUGUAACGCUGUGUUCCCCACUUUUAAUAACCGUUUGCUGCUGCGUCUUGGGGCUUGGCCCCUCUCCGUAGGGCUGCUGCAGCCUCCUGCCCCGGUGCCAUUUGCAUGUUGUGUCGUGGCUUCUGGCAGCUUUUCCCUCAGUGCUCGCUGCAUCGCGGGAUCCCCCCAAAGAGGAGCUGAGCCUCGUGGGGUGAUACCCCUGCCUCUGGGAGCCGGAACUCUCGCUGCCUUUCAGGGAGUUGUAGUUUAUUCCUACCUCAGUGACUGUUUUUUGGUCAAUAAUUUCUCUGUGUUUCUCUUGCCGGUUGUCACAGCUGCCUUCGCCCCUGGAGACCCCGUCGGUAGUGGCACGUGGAGGGCGUGGGGUCCCCGGAGGGACCCAGGAGAGGGAGAGGUUGGGUCAGUUUGGAGCCCUAGAGGCUCUGGGGACAUAAAGAUGGCAAAUUUGCUGCCCCGCCAGCCCCAUCAUUGGCAGCACCCUCCUCGCCGGUGUCCUGGGGAGCUGUUCUUCUCCCACUGCUUUCCAGGACUCUUGCACCUGGGAUGGAUCUGUAUGGGGGUCUCAGGGGUGGUAGGGACGCCUGGCUGGCGGUUUUUCGGCGGGAUGCUGUUGUUGGGGUAGGUGGGAGCUUUUUUCAAAGUGCUGAACGAUUGUGGUGUGAAAGGAGAGGGUUUUUUUUCUGGUGUUUUGCCUCUUUUUGCCUGAUAACCAGGAAUGAAACAUGCGUGCCUCUCCCUGGAGCUGUAACUGGUGUCUCGGAAUAAACAUUGGUGGGUGGGGGUGUUUGUGUGACGUGGCCGUGCUCCCUGUCA